Ectocarpus siliculosus is the source of this 1877-nucleotide messenger RNA. The record is from the annotation of a GenBank genome assembly. Lineage: Eukaryota; Phaeophyceae; Ectocarpales; Ectocarpaceae.
AUGGGCAGUGGCGGCGUGGCUACGGCUGCGGCGGCAGCGCUUGGGGCGGUGGCUCUAGCCGUGGCUAUGGCGGGGCGAUCGGCUUCGGCGGCAGAGACAACAUCAUCAUCGGCACAGACAACAUCAUCGGCGGCAGCGACAACGUCAGACUGUACCUCGAUGGAUCUGGUGAAUCACAACAUCACCGACUACAUCCGCUGGAGCAACAUGAGCGACAGAUUAUACUUGGAAAAUGGAGCCUGUGUAACCUUGACCGAUAUCUACGAGUCCAGAUUGGACGACACGGGGAACAAGGGUCCGCUCUACCCUUUCGACGAGACCACUUUGGACAUUUCUGACACUGUCACGGGCUCCUGGUACCUGGAGUCCACCCUCUACAUUACGGAGGGCUCGAGGCUUGUGGUGCAGGGGUUGAGCAAGGGCGGGGACUGCGACCACCUCCUGCUGGCCUCGUCUCCAGAGAAGUUCAUCAACUUACGGGCGCACGGCGGCGAGCUCAUGCUCGACGGCACACACGUGGAAUCGUGGGACUUGGCGGCAGGGACCGUCGACGAGAACAACGAGGACGGCCGAAGCUACCUGAGCGCGAUUAGCGAGGUCAUCACGGACCCAGCGGAAACCUGCGACGGCACGGCGAAGAACGACAUGGGGGAGGCUAGGAUGGACAUCAUCGACUCGGAAGUCAACCACCUCGGGUGGUAUGACUCUGAGAGCUACGGCAUCGCCUACAAGGUCCGGGGCUUCUGCAAGGACCUCUCCAACCCGGAGCUGUUCGACUCUGUGUCCGUGACCGGAGACAUCCUCGGCUCCGACAUCCACGACAACUACUUCGGCCACUACUCCUACGGGCACCAGGGGGGCAACUGGAGCCACAACAAGAUGCACCACAACAUCGGCUACGGUUUCGACCCGCACGACGACUCUGACUACAUCACCAUCCACAACAACGAGGUCUACAACAACGGCUGGCACGGAAUCAUCGCCUCGAAGAGGUGCGAUCACGUCAGCAUCCAGAACAACCACGUGCACGACAACGGCCACAUCAACGAGGCCGGCCAGCGCACGGGCAACGGCAUCAUGCUCCACCGCAGCUCUGACUACGGCACGGUUAAGAACAACGUCAUCCACGACAACAUGGACUCGGGCGUUGCCCUGUACGAGAGCUCGUACUGCGCGGUCUCGGACAACAAGAUCUACGGCAACAAGAACGGCAUCCGUAUGUCGCUGGGCUCCUCCGACAACCUCUUGUACGAGAACGACAUCAUCAUCAACGGUCCCGAUGCUAAGUACGCCAUCUACCUCUACCAGGGCAACGACAUCCCAGACGUCUCCGACGGCAGGCCGAGGAACAACCACAUCUUCGACAACAGCCUCGUCAGCGACAACGAGGUGGUGAAGAUGCUCAACUCCGACGACACCGCUUUCGAGGGCAACGUGGUCUACGGCAGAGUGUCCCGGUUCAAGGACUCGUUCAACACCCUCUGGAAGAGCAACUUUGUGGAGGACGGCAUCCACGACUACAAGCUCGAGCUCAACUCUUGCUUCGACCCGGAGAGCGACAUCGAGGAGCCCGACACGUACGAGGAUGUAGCGGCCAUGGAGGAGGAAGAGGCGACCACCUACUCUUACUCGUACUCGUACGAUUUCGACGUCUCUGAGAGCGGUUUCUUCUGUGCAUGAUGACAGCGGUUUCUUCUGUGUAUGAUGAUGAUCCAUCAUCAUGAGUUAGGGCAGAGGACAUCAGAGUUAUGCCGUGCUUCUGUUCUUUUUUAUGAAGCAUGGCAUUCCGAAGAGAGUAGAAAAAGCGGCUAAUAGAAGGGGGAAAACAAUCUUGGUUUUGUUUUUUUUUCCUUGCGGUCAUAUGUAGCUGCUGCAAG